CCCCUCGACCCUCGGCAAGGGGGUCGGCAAAGCCGGAAUAUACAUACAAAAGAGGGAUAGUAGGAUGACAGGGAUAUCCGGGCACGCCGGGACGCGGCUACCGCCGGAAUAGUACCCUGUCCGACCUCAUGGAUAUUCAGCAGAUUGAUGCCGGGGAACCAAGUUGCAGAUGACAAUCCUGGCGUCAUUUGAGCGUCCCCAUGGGGACGGGAGCAACCACUACGUAGGUUAAGUUACGUGCUACGUAUGAAGUAGUCGUAGUCUACUAUGAACUUACCUACCAGUAAGCGGGGUAGCAUUAGAAAGCAAGCCAUCUCUUCCAUGAUUUCUCCUCGAUCACAGCGAAGCUGGGCCAAACACUCAUCUUCCCGCCACAAGAGACACACGAACCACAACCAAUGCCAUGUCAAACGUGCAGAUGCCCCAGAGUCCACUCUCUGAUGAUGGCGAAACGAGGGCUACAGUUACAUCGCCCACAAACGCCAACGCAAAACGCCGGACAAAAUCCAGCCAAGCGUGCGACCGGUGCCGAGCGAAGAAGAUCAAAUGCAAUGGGGCCCGACCAUGCAAAAUCUGCCUCAACAAGUCCAUUCCUUGUUCUUACGAAACCAUGACGCGAAGAACCCGCGGGUCCGCUAAGGAACGGGCAAGGCUGUUGCAGGCGCAGCUAGAUCAUGCCCAGAUGUUGCUGAGAUCUGCUGGAGUUCUUGACCAAUCUCUUCCAACGCCGACUUCGCAGCUGCAGGAGAACACCCAAACCUGUAUCGACGUCCUGCGUGGAGCCGCGAGCCUUCCCUCGGCCCCGCCGGUUCUGCCUCGCUACUCGCACACCUCUCACGAUAACAGCGACGACUGCCUUGCCAAUGACCGACAUCCCACCAAACAAUCAUCCUAUCAAGAUGAGGCUGAUGCCAGCUCUGCCUCGUGUCUAUUCUCGUCGCAACUUUCUCUGGACACGCAGUCGGCUCAGAUGAACCCGGUGUUGCGCGAUCGCAUCACCUCCGAUGUGCUGCCAAAUGCAUCCCCAGAUACGAGAAGAGAAGCAUUCAGAAGUGUGGGGUGCGCCACAAAUUCGUCGCAUGAACAAGACCCCCUGGAUAGUCUCAUUCAAUAUCCUGGUGGCAUUGGCUCUGGUGGUUAUGCGCUAUGCCACGAUAAUGGACACAUCCCAGAAGCGGAUGAGCCACAUGGCCAGAACGAGCACCACGGACCUACCUCUUUCCUCUCGAUUUGUGUCAACCCUGGGGUCGAAUGGAUAGCAAACAAAAUUGGACAUUCCAACUUUGCCAGCAGCGCUAAAACCCUCAUGUCGUCGAUUGGAGGAAGAGUGAAACUCAACAAGCGUUUGAGUAAAGAGAGAAUCGAAGAUCCCGAUGCCAAAACAGCAUGGAGGUACACCCGAGCAUAUUUUGAAGAGUUUGCCAUGUCGACGUCUUAUAUCAUCAUCCGACAAUCAUUUGAAACACAGCUGAUAAGACAUAUCAAUAACCCAUCCGCCAGCCAAGAAGACAGUUCCAAAUCGUGGCAGUACUUUGAAAACGCUUUGCAUGUUGAAACGGAUCUCAUCCAUGGGGGAUAUGGCUUGUCAGCAAUCCAGGCACUGUUGGCAAUGUCUAUCUUUUCCGAAGGAGGAUCCUGCCAGAAACUGGAAUACAUGCUCGUUGGGUGCGCCUUGCGCUUGGCUCAAUCUCAAGCGCUGCACUUGUGUUCCAAGACAUCGAGUAUUUCUAACGAAGAGGAUACAAAACGAAGUUGGUUGUUCUGGUCACUUUACUGUUUCGAAAAACACCUCGCAUUGCGCUCCGGGCGCCCGUCAGGUAUUAAUGACGACGACAUCAGCUGCGAGAUUCCUUCGCAGGCUCCUGAUGGGAACUUGCAUAAGCUUGAGUGGUUCCUAUAUGCCAUACGCCUGGCAAAAAUAUCAUCAUCCAUCAUCCAAAACUUCUCUACGGUGAGGGCCCGCCAGCAACCUCUGAGAGACGUGGCCAAGUUUGUAGAGGAACAUGAUCAAGAGUUACGACGGUGGUACGAAGAUGUACCCGAGCUUUAUAAGCAAAACCCUUCCGUAAAGACCAUAGGGUUGCCCAGUGGCAUUCUCGAUGAGCAUCUCCAUUACUUCCGUCUCUCGUACCACGGGUAUCUAGCUGUCGUUCACUGCGUCUUUGGUCAUCCUUGGAACAUUCCAGCCCCAAUAGAAGACCAAGAUGAAGCAGUUCGUGAGAGAGUAGCAAGUAGCCUCAUAGCCCUGGCCGACUCUUCGAGAGAUAUUAUCCUCGCUACAAGAUCGAUAAAAGUGAGCUCAAUGGCGCCAGCUUGGCUUCUCUUCUGCUACCCCUUGAUAGGCAUGAUGAACAUGUUUAUUUGCAUACUCCAUUCGCCAGGAUCCGAGCAUACGUCAAGAGAUCUUAGUUUAUUGGAGAUGGUGGCUGGCUAUUUCGGAUACCUAGAUUAUGCUAGUGACGGGGCAAUAUCGUUCUCCUUCACAUCGAGCCUUAGGACCUGGGCUCGACAGGUAGUUUCGAGUGCAAAUGCGCACCAAGAAAGCCUGCUGGCUUCAAACCCACUUCCUGCCUCGGCCCAACAGAUGGAAUACGGGGGUCUUGAUUUCUUCAACGAGAUAAGCGAUUUCACUAUUGACCAAAUGGCCCUUGAAGACUGGCCGAGUUUCUUGCCACAUUUACCAUAGACUGGUUCAUAAUGCUUAUAGAAACUGGAACCAUCAAUUUUCUGAUCUAGUAAGAGUAUUGAGUUUCACUUGACUUCUCUAACAGUCACCUCAAUGAUCACUCCUAUGGGUUUGCUAUGGAUCCUGAAGGUGUUACUUUCUUCCCAGACACGAUUUACUUGACUGAUAGCUCUAUUUUCUUCCCGUUAACUAUAUAUGGAUUUCAUCAACCUGGAAAAUGAACUUUGGUGUGUGGCGUGUGCUCAGAGCAGAGUGGAUAGCUGUUUUCGUGGGUGCGAUGAUAUUUGGCCUCAGAGUAGCUAAAUUUCCCCUCAUCUAGACAAAUAGCAG
Molecule: messenger RNA, 3016 nt
Organism: Ilyonectria robusta
Lineage: Eukaryota; Fungi; Ascomycota; Sordariomycetes; Hypocreales; Nectriaceae
Product: fungal-specific transcription factor domain-containing protein
Exons: 12
Coding region: 404-2686 (760 amino acids)
Biological process (GO): DNA-templated transcription; regulation of DNA-templated transcription
Molecular function (GO): zinc ion binding; DNA-binding transcription factor activity, RNA polymerase II-specific; DNA binding
Source: RefSeq, a predicted model, not a curated record